AUGGACCCCUCAUCUUCCCAAAACCCCUCUCAGGACUCGCCGAGACCGACCCAGAAUGUGUCCGUCGGCUCGCGGGCGAGUCUGAGCCAUCGACCCGCCAGUCGGAAGCAAAGUUCAGACUCUACACCCAAUAAUAGGAAUACCCCCAUCCCAGAUGACGAACAUGGGGCGGAUAUGCCCCUGACCAUGUCCGCGUCGGUGGUGCUAACCAGCCUACCGCGUGAUGCCCAUCAAGCGCUGGCAGAUGCUGAGGCCGUUGAUAAGGGGAAAGUUACAGUCCGCUUCCAACCUCUGGCUUCUGCGCCCAUACUGAAAAACAAAGUUUUCAAAAUCAGUGCCUCCCAGAAGUUUGAGACUGUAGUCAAGUUCCUCAGAAAGAAGUUAGACUGCAAAGAGACGGACUCUGUCUUCUGUUAUGUAAAUAGCGUCUUUGCGCCGGGGCUGGACGAGGGUGUUGGAGGCUUAUGGAGAUGCUUUAAGGUUGAUGAUCAAUUGAUUGUCUCAUACUCCAUGACGCCUGCGUUUGGGUGA
Messenger RNA from Aspergillus pseudonomiae, 531 nucleotides. Its product is annotated as ubiquitin-like protein ATG12. The record is from RefSeq and is a predicted model, not a curated record. The transcript has 3 exons. Gene Ontology annotation, biological process: autophagy of mitochondrion; C-terminal protein lipidation; autophagosome assembly. Lineage: Eukaryota; Fungi; Ascomycota; Eurotiomycetes; Eurotiales; Aspergillaceae. Gene Ontology annotation, cellular component: phagophore assembly site membrane; Atg12-Atg5-Atg16 complex; cytoplasm. Bases 1 to 531 code for a protein of 176 amino acids.